Messenger RNA from Diorhabda carinulata, 7168 nucleotides. Its product is annotated as ATP-binding cassette subfamily C member 4-like. Bases 123 to 7130 code for a protein of 2335 amino acids. The record is from RefSeq and is a predicted model, not a curated record. The transcript is spliced from 29 exons. Lineage: Eukaryota; Metazoa; Arthropoda; Insecta; Coleoptera; Chrysomelidae. Gene Ontology annotation, biological process: transmembrane transport. Gene Ontology annotation, cellular component: membrane. Gene Ontology annotation, molecular function: ATP binding; ATP hydrolysis activity; ABC-type transporter activity.
GCCAUAUCUAACAAAAACUACGCCCUAAUGGCAUACACUAUCUUUAACUAAACAAAAUUUCUUAGUUCAAACAAAUUAAUUGGUAGAUAAUUCGUUAUUAGACUAACAGUAGUUGUACGAAAAUGGAUACAGAAAAAGUUGAAUCGAAAAAUGAAAAUCCAAAAAAAGACGCAGGUUUUAUCAAUAAACUAUUUUUCGGAUGGAUGAUAUCGUUGAUAAGAAAACGAAGAGAAAUUAACCUAGAAUUGCACGAUUUUUAUAAUGUUUUCGACGAAGACGAUUCGAAGGUAUUGGGAAAUCGUUUACAAAAAAACUGGAAAUCGGAAAUCGUCAAAAGUCAACAAUCGAAAAGAAAACCCAGUUUAUUGAAAGCUAUCGUCAAAACUUUCCUAUUCGAGGUUAUGUUCUACGGAAUUUUCUGGUUCUUUUCCAACGUUUUAAUACGAUGUACUCAACCUUUGAUCUUGGCGCGUCUCAUUUCUUUAUUUGGGGAAGAAUUUAACGAAAAAAACACCGAAAAAAUGUAUUUUUACAGCACCAUGUUGAUAGUAACGUCAAUUUUGACAGCUUUUAUGUCAAAUCAUAUCGAGCUCGGGCUGUCAGCGAUCGGUAUGAGGAUUCGAAUAGCGUGUAGUAGUUUGUUAUAUCGAAAAAUGAUUAGAUUGGAUUUUAAAUCGUUAGAAGUAGCGGCAGUCGAUCGAGUUGUUGAUUUACUAUCGAAUGACGUUAAUCGAUUCGAUUUCGUGAUUAACUCGAUACAUUCAUUUUGGACUAUCCCUGUACAAAUUUUGGUUUUGACUUAUUUCGUUUGGGAACAAGUGGGGUUUUCAUGUUUGGCCGGCGUUGCGACCAUGAUAAUCAUUACUUUAACUUUACAAGGCUUUGUAUCAAAACUUAUGGGUAAGCUAAGAUCGAAAAUUUCGCAAAGAACCGAUGAAAGAUUGAAAUUAAUGACGGAAAUAAUAUCGGGGAUACAACUAAUCAAGAUAAACGGUUGGGAAAAACGUUUCGAAGCGCUGGUGGACUGCGCAAGAAAGAAGGAAAUGAUCGCGAUCACUGCCGCGUCAUAUUUGAGAGGGGUAGUUUCCAGCUGUUUCGUUUUUCUAGAAAAAACGGCUCUGGCUCUAACCGUCAUAUGUUACGUUGGCUCAGGCCACCGAAUAACCGCGGAAAAAGUAUUUUCCAUUGCUCAAGCGUACGGUAUUCUCCACAUAUCUUUGUCAGUUCUGCUCCCCGAGGCGAUGACCCGCCGUUCCGAAACGUCGACAUCCGUCGAACGUCUCCGAGAUUUUUUGCUUCUGGACGAAAAACCCCACGGCGCCAUCGAACCAAUGAUCAAAACCGGGAUCAUCGUGACCGAAGUAGACGCGUCGUGGACUAACCAAACCAAGACUCUGACGGAUCUAUCCGUACAAAUCCCACGGGGGUGUCUGUGCGCCGUAAUAGGCCCGACCGGUGCUGGAAAAUCUUCUCUAUUACACCUUCUUCUAGGGGAGCUGGCCGCCAAAUCGGGAAGGAUCCAAUUGGGGGGACACGUAUCGUAUUGCUCCCAAGAAGCUUGGUUGUCGAAUUCGACGGUUCGCGGCAACAUUACGUUCGGAAAUCCAUACGACGAACGUUGCUACGAUAAAAUCGUCAAAGUUUGCGACCUGGGGGUGGAUUUCGAACGUCUACCUCGAGGGGAUCGAACAGUUUGCGACGAACGAGGAGGAGUGUCUUUGAGCGGAGGACAACGCGCGAAGAUCCAUUUAGCUAGAGCCGUUUACAAACAAGCGGAUAUCUACUUAUUGGACGAUCCUCUAUCGGCCGUUGAUGCUCGAGUUGGAAAAUUGUUGUUCGAAGAAUGUAUUUUGAAAUAUUUGAAAGGGAAAACGAGAAUUUUAGUGACGCGUCAACUGGAACAUUUGAAGGCGGCCGAUUUCGUCGUGGUGCUUAACGAAGGAAAAAUCGAAGCGACGGGAACUUUCCGAGAACUAUGCAAAAGUAAAAUAGAUUUCACUGAAAUGUUAGUUAAAAAAAACGCAAAGUCGGAAAAAUAUGAAAAACCAACGGAAAUUGAAGUUACUACUAACUUUCCAAGCAACAAAAAUUUUAUAUCUAAGAGUAAAAAUAAAUAUUACCACGGAAAAUCUCGUUUAAAACCAUAUAAUGGUGAAGAUGUCGUAAAUAAUGGCGGUGUUAAUGAGGCUGAUAUCGUAAAAAAUAAGAAAGAUGUCGUAAAACAUGUAGAAGAUGUAGUAAAUAACGGUAACAUUGUAAAAUAUAAGGCAGAUAUCGUAAAACAUGAAAAUGACGCUGUAAAACGAAAGGAAGAUGUAGUAAAACAAAAGGAAGAUGUAGUAAAACAUGUAGAAGAUGUAGUAAAUAACGGUAACAUUGUAAAAUAUAAGGCAGAUAUCGUAAAACAUGAAAACGACGCUGUAAAACGAAAGGAAGAUGUAGUAAAACAAAAGGAAGAUGUAGUAAAUAACGGUAACAUUGUAAAAUAUAAGGCAGAUAUCGUAAAACAUGAAAAUGACGCUGUAAAACGAAAGGAAGAUGUAGUAAAACAAAAGGAAGAUGUAGUAAAACAUGUAGAAGAUGUAGUAAAUAACGGUAACAUUGUAAAAUAUAAGGCAGAUAUCGUAAAACAUGAAAACGACGCUGUAAAACGAAAGGAAGAUGUAGUAAAACAAAAGGAAGAUGUAGUAAAUAACGGUAACAUUGUAAAAUAUAAGGCAGAUAUCGUAAAACAUGAAAAUGACGCUGUAAAACGAAAGGAAGAUGUAGUAAAACAAAAGGAAGAUGUAGUAAAACAUGUAGAAGAUGUAGUAAAUAACGGUAACAUUGUAAAAUAUAAGGCAGAUAUCGUAAAACAUGAAAACGACGCUGUAAAACGAAAGGAAGAUGUAGUAAAACAAAAGGAAGAUGUAGUAAAUAACGGUAUCAUAGUAAAAUAUAAGGCAGAUAUCGUAAAACAUAGAGAAGAUAUCGUAAAACAUAGAGAAGAUAUUGUAAAACAUGAAAACGACAUCGUAAAACAAAAGGAAGAUGUAGUAAAUAACGGUAACAUAGUAAAAUAUAAGGCAGAUAUUGUAAAACAUAGAGAAGAUAUCGUAAAACAUGAAAACGACAUCGUAAAACAAAAGGAAGAUGUAGUAAAUAACGGUAAUAUGGUAAAAUAUAAGGCAGAUAUCGUAAAACAUAAAAUAGACGUCGUAAAUAAGAGUAACAUGGGAAAAGACAAAGCAGAUUUGGUAAAACAUAGAGAAGAUAUCGUAAAACAUAAAAACGACAUCGUAAAACAAAAGGAAGUUAUAGUAAAUAACGGUAACGUGGUAAAAGAUAAAGCAGAUAUCGUAAAACAUAGAGAAGAUAUCGUAAAACAUAGAGAAGAUAUCGUAAAACAUAAAAACGACAUCGUAAAACAAAAGGAAGUUGUAGUAAAUAACGGUAAUAUGGUAGAAGAUAAGGCAGAUAUCGUAAAACAUGAGGAAGAUAUCGUAAAAUGUAAGGAAGAUGUAGAAAAUAGCAAUGAUAUAGUAGAAGAUAAGGCCGAUAAGGUAAAACAUAAGGAAGAUAUCGUAAAAAAUAAGGAAGAUAUGGCAAAUAACGGUAAUAUAAUAAAAGAUAAGGCAGAUAUUGUAAAAUAUGAGGAAGAUGUCGUAGAAGAUAAGGAAGAUAUCGUAAAAAAUAAGGAAGAUGUGGCAAAUAAUGGUAAUAUAAAAAAAGAUAAGGCAGAUGUUGUAAAAUAUGAGGAAGAUAUCGUAGAAGAUAAGGAAGAUAUCGUAAAAAAUAAGAAAGAUAUGGCAAAUAAUGGUAAUAUAAUGAAAGAUAACAAUGAUAUAGUGAAUAAUGAUGAAGAUGGUCUCCUAAAUGAUUAUAAUAAAAAUAAAGGCAAGAAUUAUCUACUUAAAAAGUACGUUUUAGCUGCUAAGCGUGUUGAAAUCGCCAUUGUUACUUUACUCCUGUUCUUAUUGACGCAAAUAUUAAGCUCAGGUGUGGAUCUGUGGGUUACAUUCUGGACGUCGCAAGAGGAGCUAAGACAUCAAAAUACAUCGAUAACGUUGAACGUAUCUUCCUCGAUGUCCCGUUACCAUCCCGAAGAAUACGCGGUGCGAGUUUUUUACGUGAACGGCAAACAUUCGAUGGGCAAAUACGGUUACAGCUACCAAGAAACGAUUCCGGUGUUAAAAACAACCGCGUCUCGUGCAUCAGACGGUGUUUUCGAUACGGUGGAAAUAAACGGGGUGGCGCACAAUUUAGUCAAGACUAAUUUAGCCGCGAUUCUGUACGCUCUUCUGAUGAUUAUGGUCAUCGUGUUAACUUUGGUUAGAUCGUGGUUGUUCUUCAAAGUUUGUAUGAUGUCAUCGGUGAAUAUGCACAAGGAGAUGUUCGAUUCUCUGAUGGAAGCUCCCUUGGAAUUUUUCGAUACCGAUUUUAGCGUAAAAACCAUCGACGAAUCUUCCAAAGAUACUGGGUCUACAAAAGAGGUUAUGUCCAAAGUUUCUAUGACAUCUCAACAGACGACUUUUAGCAACAGCAGUAAACCUGGUAGUUUUUCCAAAGAAUCUGGGUCUUUUAAUGGGGUUUUGUCCAAGGUUUCGAUGGGUUCACAACAGACGACUUUUAGCAACAGCAGAAACCCUGGUAGUUCUUCAAUAGAAACUGGGUCUUUUAAUGGGGUUUUGUCCAAGGUUUCGAUGGGUUCACCACAGACGACUUUUAGCAACAGCAGUAAACCUGGUAGGUUUUCAAAAGAAACUGGGUCUUUUAAUGGGGUUUUGUCCAAGGUUUCGAUGGGUUCACAACAGACGACUUUUAGCAACAGCAGAAACCCUGGUAGUUCUUCAAUAGAAACUGGGUCUUUUAAUGGGGUUUUGUCCAAGGUUUCGAUGGGUUCUCAACAGACGACUUUUAGCAACAGCAGUAAACCUGGUAGGUUUUCAAAAGAAACUGGGUCUUUUAAUGGGGUUUUGUCCAAGGUUUCGAUGGGUUCACAACAGACGACUUUUAGCAACAGCAGUAAACCUGGUAGGUUUUCAAAAGAAUCUGGGUCUUUUAAUGGGGUUUUGUCCAAGGUUUCGAUGGGUUCUCAACAGACGACUUUUAGCAACAGCAGUAAACCUGGUAGGUUUUCAAAAGAAACUGGGUCUUUUAAUGGGGUUUUGUCCAAGGUUUCGAUGGGUUCACAACAGACGACUUUUAGCAACAGCAGUAAACCUGGUAGGUUUUCAAAAGAAUCUGGGUCUUUUAAUGGGGUUUUGUCCAAGGUUUCGAUGGGUUCUCAACAGACGACUUUUAGCAACAGCAGUAAACCUGGUAGGUUUUCAAAAGAAACUGGGUCUUUUAAUGGGGUUUUGUCCAAGGUUUCGAUGGGUUCACAACAGACGACUUUUAGCAACAGCAGUAAACCUGGUAGGUUUUCAAAAGAAACUGGGUCUUUUAAUGGGGUUUUGUCCAAGGUUUCGAUGGGUUCUCAACAGACGACUUUUAGCAACAGCAGUAAACCUGGUAGGUUUUCAAAAGAAACUGGGUCUUUUAAUGGGGUUUUGUCCAAGGUUUCGAUGGGUUCUCAACAGACGACUUUUAGCAACAGCAGUAAACCUGGUAGGUUUUCAAAAGAAACUGGGUCUUUUAAUGGGGUUUUGUCCAAGGUUUCGAUGGGUUCACAACAGAUUAGUAAUAAGAGCGAAGAAAUACUCAAUAGAUUCUCCAAAGAUACCGGAUCUGUUGAUGAAGUUUUACCUAGAGUUUUGAUGGAUUCAAUACAAGUUAUGUUAACUUUGGGAGGAAUUUUCGUCAAUCUAUUAUAUUCCAACCCUUAUUACAUUGUUGCUACGCUUCUACUGGGAACUGUUUUUGUAAAAUUCGGAAAUUUAUAUACGUCCACCGCCGAAAUAUUUAAACGUCUAGAAAAAAAAACAAAAUCCCCCAUGAUUUCCCACAUAACCUCUUCCAUUAAUGGGAUCGUUACCAUAAGAGCCUCAAAAGCAGAAUCUAUGCUAACAGAUAAAUUCGACGUACAUCAAAACCUCCAUACAUCUGCUUCGUAUUUGAAGAUAUCGAGCGUUUCCGCUUUCGGACUUUGGCUCGACCUAAUUUGCGUCAUACAACUCACAGUCAUCAUUUUGAGUUUCCUGAUAUUACAUAAAUAUACGGAUGUCAACGGAAGCUUGGUGGGUCUGGCGAUUUCUCAAUCGAUGAUUUUGGGGGCGGCGUUGCGAUACGGCUUAAAUCGAACAGCUGAAGCUAAAAAUCGAUUAACGAGUGUCGAAAAGGUCCUCCAGUACACCGAAAUCAAAAACGAAAAACCGUCCGAAACCGAAAAAGAAUUUUUUCCUCCCGAAUCCUGGCCUGGAAAAGGGAAAAUUGAAUUUAGAAACAUAUUUUUGAAAUGUUCGGAUGACGAUUUGGGGGUGUUACGGAAUAUCAACUUUACGAUAUUACCAGGGGAGAAGAUCGGUAUUGUCGGACGAACCGGAGCGGGUAAAACCUCCUUAAUAUCAGUUUUAUUUCGAUUGGUUCGUUUCGACGGUUCCGUUUUAAUAGAUGACGUCGAUACCAAACAAAUCGGACGGGAAUUUAUAAGAAAAAAAAUUUCUAUCAUACCCCGAGAACCUAUUUUAUUUUCGUCGACGAUAAGAUAUAAUUUGGACCCUUAUAACGAAUAUAACGAUGAGGAAAUGUGGAAAGCACUCGAACAGGUCGAAUUGAGUAAUUGCGUAAGCUCUUUGGAUCUUAAAGUUUCCGAUGAUGGAAGUAACUUUAAUUUAGGACAGAAGCAGUUGAUCUAUUUAGCCAGAGCUUUAUUGAGAAACAACAAAAUUUUGAUUCUGGACGAAGCUACUGCUAAUGUCGAUCACAGAACCGACGCUUUAAUACAAGCUACUAUACGCAACCGAUUCAAAAAUUGUACAGUCAUAACUAUAGCUCAUAGAUUAAACACCAUCAUGGAAUAUAAUAAAGUAAUGGUAAUGAGUGAUGGUAAAUUGGUCGAAAUCGGUCAUCCUCAUCAUUUGUUAGAUAACAAUAAAGGACAUUUUCAUAAAUUGGUUUUGGAAACGGGUCCGGAAAUGUCGUCCAAGUUAAAGGAAGUUGCUAUGAUGACUUAUUAUGAAGAUUAUACACAUUGUUUUUAUAUUAAGUGAUUUUACUGUUUUAAUCAUUAAAUAAAUAAUUAGAAAUA